Molecule: messenger RNA, 1896 nt
Organism: Aegilops tauschii subsp. strangulata
Lineage: Eukaryota; Viridiplantae; Streptophyta; Magnoliopsida; Poales; Poaceae
Source: RefSeq, a predicted model, not a curated record
AUGGAGAUGAUCGAGUUCACUCCUGCGUUUAGGCUCUGUUGCACAGCUGCUCCUUGUGCUGGAGUACCAGCACAUGCUCGUGGUGCGCGGCUGCCGUACAUAAAUAAUGGAGCUGGGAGGUGCACUGUCAUGGCGUCGUCUGCGAUCGACCAUGCAAGGGCCAUGGGAUUUGCACGCUUAGAAGAAAGGGCCAUCAAGCGCAGGUAUCGUGUGCAUGACGACGAUGUGGCGGAGUCCUCGUUGGAGGAAUCCUCGUAUCCACCCAGCCCUCUGCUCCACAGACCCUACAUCCCCGACGAACUAGCUGAUAGGCCGGACAUACAUGCCGCCUUCAAGCACGCCAAGGCCGAAUACCAAGCAGAUUUAGCUUGUCGGUUUGUCUUCACAUUGGAUCGCUCCUCUUCUCUUUCGUGCCUGUCUCACGAGCAACACCUUCUCCAUAUCCGUGAGCCUGCAAAGGAUGCGGUGCUUUUUGCCGCCAACUCUAUCAUCACCCUCUCCUCCUAUCUUGAUGAUGAGCCGCUGAAUAGGUGUUGUGGUUUGUGGAUCCAACAGGACGAAAAGAACAAUGCCGCCGUGGUUUUGACGUCCGUGCAUCUCAUUCGCGCAAAGGAUCCCGACCAGUGGAUGGAUGAGUGGACGGGCGAAUAUCAUCGCGACGCUGAGGUCAUUGUUCACUUGCUUGACGACACAACUGCAGUAGCCAGUCUCCUCUACCUCCAGGAGCACUAUGAAUUUGCUUUUUACGAGGUUGUAGUGAACAAACCGGUUCAACUGUCCACUUUUAAUGACAAUGUGCACUCUGGUCAAGAUGUGUUCCGACUUGGAAGGGAUGAAAGUCUUGAUCUAAGGAUAACCCAUGGUAGGGUGGAAUACAUGAUUCCUGUCCCUUACGAGAGAUGUCACUACAUGUAUUUUUCCAACAAUGAACAUAUCUUGCGUGACGAUGGAGGCCCUAUCAUUGACUUGGAAGGGAAGGUUGUGGGAAUGGUUAACAAUCAAAUCAAUGAGACCUUUUUACCUUCUUCUAUAUUGCACAAGUGCUUUGAUUCAUGGAGAAAGUUAAAGUGCAUCCCUCGACCCCACCUUGGAAUGACCUUUACUUCCAUCAAGCUUCUAGAUCCAAUUGGUAUUGAGAGGAUGAGGCGUAAGCAUAACAUUGAGUCUGGUCUUAUUGUUGAAGAGGUGUCAAAAGAAUCGAAUGCUGAGAAACUUGGAAUCAGGAAGGGUGAUAUUAUUGAACGCUUCAAUGGAGAAUAUAUUUCUAGUACAAUUGAGGUAGGUGCUUUAAAAUUAAAAGAGGUUGUGUAUGUGUCGUGCCUGCGUAUGUCUAACUUAUUGAUGUAAUUUUUUAUGCUAUUGAAUGUUCUAACUUGUCAGCUAGAGAAGAUGUUGUUGGACAUAGGCAACGACCAUUUUGAACAAGCAAAACGCUUAUGCCGAAAUAGAUGUUCAAGUAAGUUGUUAUUAUGUUUUUACUAUUGAUUGUAUAAUUUAUGCCAACAAUGUCACUUUGAAAUUAUAUUGUUGACUUUACAGAUUCAAAUAUUUCGUGCCACGAAACUUUGCCGAAGAUCUAGAAACUUGAUUGUAAUUAUAUCGGAUUGUGGAGAGGACAUCAUAGAAGGUAAACAUCUCUUCUUUUAACAUAGUGGUUGAUUUUUGCUGUAAAUCCUAAGUUAUCACAUUUCUCUCUUGUGUAAAAUCCAAUAUGCUUUAACUCAAAUUCGAAGGUUGUAGAGGAAAUUUUGGGCCCGAUGUGGAAUCUUAAAUUACGCCUAUAUAGAGGAAAAUGUAAUUAUAGAAAACAUAUCAUAAUAUAGUACUAGCUAAAUACAUUUUUCUCAAAAAAAGAGAGCAAAAUACCAUGCCUUGCUAUCGUACUAUGCAACACCA